This is a messenger RNA of Scheffersomyces amazonensis, 1413 nucleotides long. RefSeq lists its product as uncharacterized. The record is from RefSeq and is a predicted model, not a curated record. Lineage: Eukaryota; Fungi; Ascomycota; Pichiomycetes; Serinales; Debaryomycetaceae. Gene Ontology annotation, cellular component: plasma membrane. Gene Ontology annotation, biological process: pantothenate import across plasma membrane. Bases 1 to 1413 code for a protein of 470 amino acids. The transcript has 2 exons. Gene Ontology annotation, molecular function: pantothenate transmembrane transporter activity.
AUGAAGUUUCUUACGAAAUUAAAGAUUAGUAUCUGGGGUAAAACUCCAGAAGAUCCAAAAGAAGCUAGGUUACUUUUCAAAUUAGAUUGGUUUAUUUUAAGUUACUGUUGUUUGGUCUAUUGGAUCAAUUAUUUGGAUAGAACUAACUUAUCCAAUGCUUAUGUAUCUGGUAUGAUGCAAGAUUUGAAUAUGAAAGGUGAUGAAUUUAAUAUUAUGAAUACUUGUUUUACUGUUGGUUAUGUUGUUGCCUUGGUUCCUCACAAUUUAAUACUUUUAAAGGUAAGACCAAGAUAUUGGAUGACAUUCUGUGCCUUUGCUUGGGGCGUAAUGACAUUAUCGAUUUAUAAAGUUACGGCAGUUUAUCAAGUCUAUAUCAUUAGAUUCUUUACAGCUGUUUUUGAAGCUGUAACAUUUACCGGUGUUCAUCUUAUACUUGGUUCAUUUUAUGAGGAUCAUUUAUUACCAUUUAGAACUGCAAUUUUUACCAGUUCGGGUUUAGUUGGGUCCAUUUUCUCUGGAUUCUUGCAAUCGGCAAUCUACUCAAGUAUGGACAAUUACCGAGGCAUUGCUGGUUGGAGAUGGUUAUUCAUUAUUGAUUUCUUAAUCACGGUUCCUAUUGUUAUCUAUGGAUUUAUUUUCUUUCCUGAUCCACCUCAGAUUAGCCGAGCAUUCUAUUUUACUGAAGAAGAACAUCAGAUCUUACUUGCAAAGAUAAAUAAACCAAAGCAUGAUAAAUUGGAUUGGACAGUUUUAAAAAGAGUUUUUGCCAACUGGCAUUUUUACUUAUUCUCUUUCUUAUUUGCAAUUGGUGGUGAAGAUGAAUCAUUUCCAAUUAAUUCCUUGUUCGCCUUAUGGUUGCAAUAUUAUGAUUAUUCUGUUCCCGACAGAAAUCAUUUCCCAAUGGGUGUAUUUGGAACUGGGGUAUUUUUUACUCUAGCAUCAGCAGUAUAUAUCAAUGUGACAGGUGGUAAUAAACAUUGGCAUAUUGGGAUUUAUAUUAUGAUUAUAAUGAUUAUUUCAUCUAUUUUAUUAUUAGCUGGUCACAGUAAUACUGUUGCUGUAUUCAUUGCCCAUUAUCUUAGUGGAGCUGCUUAUGCAGGACAAACAGCAUAUUUUGCAUGGGCUAAUGUUGUAUGUGCUAAUGAUUUGCAAGAAAGAUCUAUUGUAUUAGCUUCUAUGAAUAUGUUCAGUAAUGCUGUUAAUGCUUGGUGGUCAAUUGUAUUUUAUGGAGCCGAUACAGCUCCUAGAUUCACCAAAGGGAUGAUUGCUAUGAUAUUUACAGCAGCUACUACAGGUAUAACAUCUACUGCAAUUAUGUUUUUACAAAAGAGAGAUGAAAGAUUGGAAGCUUUAGAAGUGGUACUAACAAGUAAUUCUCUCGGCAAUGGGACCAUACAGAUUGAUUUUUCUUGA